Messenger RNA from Carya illinoinensis, 1868 nucleotides. RefSeq names its product cytochrome b561 and DOMON domain-containing protein At3g07570. The record is from RefSeq and is a predicted model, not a curated record. The coding region runs from base 601 to 1716 and encodes 371 amino acids. The transcript has 5 exons. NCBI's taxonomy places the organism in Eukaryota, Viridiplantae, Streptophyta, Magnoliopsida, Fagales, Juglandaceae.
AAUACAGUAAUAAUUUUUUGUCUGUGUAUGUAUCUUGCAGGGGACUUUCAACCAUAUAUAUAAAUGCCACGCUACCAAUCAAACUCGUGAGUCACAGGUUUUGUCUUUAUCUAUUGCAUUCAUGGCUUUUUUUCUGCUAAAUUCUUUGUGCAGUUCCUUCCGUGGACCAAGAACAUUUCAGGCUUCAGCCUUUUGGUGAUGUAACUGGUCCAAGGGCCCAAGGCCCAUUGUUGUGAGAUCUCGGGAUAGAGAUUGAGGGCACACAUGGAGAGCGUAGAUAUGAUAAAAUUUGAUUUGUAAGAUAAUUAUUUAUGAGUUCGCAUUAGCGGUAUGAAGUUUGAGGAUGUUUGGCAACUGGAGUCAAGGGGAAUUUUUAUCCAUUAAAUUGAGGUUUGAUGCUGGAUUGCUGACACCUGCUGGCAUCAGCAUGCACAGAGCAAUCCAAUUCUAAAAUGUUCAGCCAGGUAAUCAACUUCUUUGAUGAUGAUGAUCAACCACUACUUUGCUCGUUCUGAACUGUUUGUACGAAAAUUUCUUUGUAUAUGUCUGUCAAGAUCGAUAGAGAGAGAAACAGAGUGAGAGAGAGAAAGGUAUCAGAGAAUGAAGGCAUCUUUGCUUUUCAUCAUCUUCUUGAUCGCCUUAGACAUCUAUGGCUUAUCAUCAUCCCUUGUGAAUUCACAAACAGAAUCCUGCAGCUCAAACAUAAACCUCAAUGGUUCGGUGUCUUUCAACACUACUUCCCUCCAUUGUCUCUCUGUUUGGGAUUCUCAAGGUUUCAUCCUCAGAUAUUCGCAGACAGCAUCUAACCUAUGGAGCUUCGUUCUUUCGGCUCCAGACACAACCUCUUACAUAGCCAUGGGGUUCUCGACCAACGGCGCCAUGGUUGGAUCCAGUGCAAUCGUGGGUUGGGUCUCGUCGGACGGUGCCGGAGUGGUUAAGCAAUAUCAUCUGGGUGGAACUUCGCCGAGGCUUGUGGUGCCUGAUCAGGGCAACUUAAAGGUUGUCAGCAACUCAACCGCUAUCAUCUCCCAAUCCUUGCGUCUGUACAUGGCCUUCCAGUUGGAAACCGAUAACGAUCAGCAGCCGCAGUCUCGGCAGCUGUACUCGGUCGGACGGACAGGAGUGUUUCCCUCGGCGCCGAACUAUGUCUUGUCCGAGCACCAAGUGAAGGUCUCCACGUCCAUAAACUAUGUAACAGGUCAAAGCACUUCAUCGGGAGGCCCAUAUGUAAAGCUAAGGAGGAGCCAUGGAGUACUGAAUAUGAUAGGAUGGGGCAUUCUGAUGAUAAUUGGAGCAAUAGUUGCUCGUUACUUUAAGCAAAAAGACCCAACUUGGUUCUAUCUUCAUACCUCAAUUCAAUUACUCGGAUUUGUGCUUGGAAUUAUAGGAAUAGUGUGUGGAUUCAUCUUGAAAAAUCGUCUUAAUGCCCAUGUCAGUACCCAUAAGGGUAUUGGGAUCUUCAUUCUUGUUCUUGGCUGCCUCCAGGUAAUGGCCUUUUUGGCUCGACCAAACAAGGAGGCAAAACUACGCAAGUACUGGAAUUGGUAUCAUCAGAACGUGGGGAGAAUUCUAAUUAUUUUCACAAUUGCAAACAUCUUCUAUGGGAUCCAUUUAGGUGGAGAAGGAAGGGGUUGGAGUGCUGGCUAUGGAGUUGUUCUUUGUGUCUUGUUCAUCACUAUUGUUGUUCUUGAGUUAAGAAGUUGGAUUAGGAAGUAAAAUCCAUUGUUGGGUCGUACAUGGUAGAUUAUGAGUUUGUUUAGAGUUAUGGUAGGAGUUUUAAAAAGUGCUUAAAUAUCUUUAAAAGUUUUUUAAUGAAAAUAUUAGAUUGUUUAAAUAUUACAGAUUAAAUCACUUUUAAUCUUACAUAA